Molecule: messenger RNA, 459 nt
Organism: Benincasa hispida (wax gourd)
Lineage: Eukaryota; Viridiplantae; Streptophyta; Magnoliopsida; Cucurbitales; Cucurbitaceae
Source: RefSeq, a predicted model, not a curated record
AUGGAACCAGAGAUUGCAUUGACUCGAGGAGAAAAAGAAGAAAAUGAGGCGAUGGAACCAGAGAUUGCAUCCACCUCGGAGCUGAAAGAACAGGGGACCAUGAGAAUACAACUUCCACCAUUCCCCCAGAGACUCAAAAAGAAGAAAAAUGAUGAGGUACAGUAUCAACACUUCAUGGAUAUGCUGAAACAGUUGCAUAUUAACAUUCCUUUCACCGAGGCGAUUGAACAGAUGCCCACAUAUGUGAAGUUUCUAAAGGAUAUGGUGACGAAGAAGAGAAACACUGGUAAGUUCGCAACGGUGGCAUUGACGCAAAGUUCAAAAUCCAUACUUCCACAAAAAAUGCACGAUCUUGGAAGUUUCACCAUACCCUGCUUUAUUGGAGGGUUAUACAUCAGUCAAGCGUUUUGCGAUCUCGGAGCUAGCAUUAACUUGAUGCCCCUGUCAAAUUUCAAGUAG